AUGAUUUUCUUUCUAUCUAUCUAUCUAUCUAUCUAUCUAUCUAUCUAUCUAUCUAUCUAUCUAUCUAUCUAUCUAUCUAUCUAUCUCAGUCUGUUCGUAUCUAUCUAUCUAUCUAUCUAUCUAUCUAUCUCAGUCUGUUCCUAUCUAUCUAUCUACCUAGCUAGCUCACGAUUUCAAGAUGUUUUUAUUAUAAUCUCUUAUAAUAAAAAUAUAAUAUCUAUCUAUCUAUCUAUCUAUCUAUCUAUCUAUCUAUCUAUCUAUCUAUCUAUGCCAGUCUCUUCGUAUCUAUCUAUCUAUCUAUCUGAUAUAAAGAAUAACAUCGGGGAAACGGGAAUUGGCGAGCCAAUUUUUUUCCUUCUUCUUUUUCUUUUCUUACCUCCUUUUUUCCUCCCCCUUUUUCUUUUCUUAACUAAUUUUUCCCUUCUUUUUUUUUACCUACUUUUCUCUUUCUUUUUCUUUUCUUACCUAUUUUUCCCUUUUCUUCUGUUACUUUCUUUUCGUCGUCGUUAG
Acanthosepion pharaonis is the source of this 510-nucleotide messenger RNA. The record is from the annotation of a GenBank genome assembly. Lineage: Eukaryota; Metazoa; Mollusca; Cephalopoda; Sepiida; Sepiidae.